Molecule: messenger RNA, 10579 nt
Organism: Haliotis rufescens (red abalone)
Lineage: Eukaryota; Metazoa; Mollusca; Gastropoda; Lepetellida; Haliotidae
Product: serine-protein kinase ATM-like
Exons: 59
Coding region: 158-9397 (3079 amino acids)
Biological process (GO): DNA repair
Molecular function (GO): protein binding; protein serine/threonine kinase activity
Source: RefSeq, a predicted model, not a curated record
UUGAACAUGUGGGAUUGUUUACAAGAGCUUGUCAAAAACGAAAAUGGAUCUGACAGAUAUUGAUGUGGCACCCUCCUACCUGAUGCUAGGAUGUGUCAACAUCUGAAGGGCAGACGGUCGCAUAUCAUUUUUCUCUUGGAUCAGCUGCUGACCGUCCAUGAUGGACAACCUGUCAGAUCUGAUGAGCUGCUGUCGCGGCCUGGACACGGACAAGGUUACAGAAAGGAAAAAAAGUGUUGAGAAGCUGAGACAGUUGCUCGAUAAAAAUUCUGUGAUCAAGAGUUUGGACCGGAACACAGAUGAAAAAUGUGCCAGGAACAAUAAUCGCCUCAUAACAUGGGAUGAUGUCUUCAUGAAGGGCGUGGUGUUGUACAUCCGUCUGGAAACUGCAGCUCUUCAGAAGGCCAAAGAGAGUGUCAGUGCAGCAGCCAAGCUCAAUAAGGAGAAGAAGAAGCAAGAGAUUAGUGGAUUCUUCAAGUUCUUUGUCAGAGUGGCUGAUAAACGUGGGCCUCGCCUGAAGUGUUCCAAUGUCCUGAGUCACAUCAACGAGAUCCUGGAAGACGACUACACCUGCGCUGCCUAUGGGUUGGAUUACAGCACCAUCCUGCUGAAGAAUGUCCUGCCUGUCCGCAAGUAUUGGGUCGACAUCAAGUCAAGAUCCUGGCAUGACUUGCUUCUGCGGUACUGUCGUCUGUACCUGGACCCCGACUGCAGCAUCGACCGAGUGGUCCUCGUCAGACUUGUCCGUACCAUCAUCAGCGGAGUGGCAAGACAGUGUGAUCUGCUGCACAGAAACAUGCUGGGCUUCUUUACUGAAGUCUUCAAGAACAUAAGACAGGAACCUCGGACCCAAGUGCUGGAGCAUCUGUUGUCAGCACUGAAUGUGUUCGUCAGGAAGAUAGCACCAAGCUGCAGGAUCCAGAUCUGUAAACUGGGAGAGACCAUCUUCAUCAACCUCCUGUAUCUGUGGAACAACAGGCCCACCGACCUCAUCAAGGAUGAGAUUGUGGAGUUCCUGAGGCUACAGAUGCAGGCCCAUCACCCAGGGGGAGUGAAGACGCCCGAGACUGGGGAGUUCACCCUGGACAAGGAGCUGUGGAGGAGCCACCUACGGAAGUUGUAUGAAGUGAUGUACACGGACCUGCAGGAGAUGGGAGGACGGAACAGGUUCACAACUGGAACAAGGGAAGCCGUGUUGAAGGCAGCGUAUGUGGAUCUGGCUGCUGAUGUCUGCAACCAGCUGUUCACAGAGUCCUCCCAGACCAUCGAGGUGACUCAGAUGUCCAUGCUGGGGGACGGGGACACGCCCAGGAAGAAGAGGAGGCUGGAGAGUGGCUGGACCGUCGUCCGAGACACCAUGUACAACACUGGCUGCUCUCACCAAGUCAUACCAUGGUUGCAGCUGGUAACACGUCUUGUUGAGAAGUACCCUUCCAGUGUCCCAGAGGAUGAGUUACUUCCCUUGCUUCAAUGUCUCCACAAGCUGCUGAAUGACUGCAGAAGGAGUGAGAUACUCAGGCACAUUUUCCAGUGUCUGAUUGUAUUGGUGAGCAGCUACACAUCCUUCACACACAUCACCAUGGCAACAGUCAACUCAACAAGGGACAUCUGGCAGACAAUAUGGUCGUCAACACUCAGGUCCAUGAGCUCCCACCAGGCUGAAGCAGAGGGCUACCAACAGCCGGGGUUCAACCUCCUCGCUGCCAUCGUUCACCAGGAGUUUGUCUGUCCUGAGAAAGACGUUUGGAACCUCUUCCUGCCCAAUGUCUCCUCCCCAAACAUGGCUUCCAUCCACUUCCUGUCCGUCUGUCUCAGUCUUCAUGACCUGCCCGAAAACCAUCAGCCCAGUAUUCUUGGUUCAAACUUCACCGCUGUCAAGGGCUCCUACACCUUGAGAAAGCAUCUCUUUGAUUGGCUGAUUCCAAAAAGAGACGUUUCUGAUGUGCCCAAAGUUUGUAAGAUUGAUCCAGUAGUGAUGAGUCAGGUGCUAGUUGCUUUGACUGUCCGAAAUCCUGGGUCAGUUAUACCUGUUGAGUCGGCAUCCGGCGUCCGGCAUUGGACAGAGUUGGAGAGGAUUUAUCUAGAGACAUCCUUCGACUGUGAAAUGAGGAUAGAAAAAGUGUUUCGGGCGUCAGGAGAGAAGGGCGUGAAAGAUGAAGUGGCAGUUGUUCCAAGUUUGUUGGAGACAUUGAAACAAGUCUUCACAAGAGAAGCGUCCCACUUUCAGACUGUCUUGGAGCCACAGCAACAAACUCUGGAUCACAUCAUUACCUGUUCAUCAGUGCUUACGAAAUGCAUCCACCUCGUCCUUGACACAGGAGUUGCCUCCCCUGCCAUGCUAGCCGACACAGGUCUCGAGGCCUGCCUGAAGACUCUUUUGAGGAGGAUGGCCUCCUUCUUGUCGGACUAUGUGAAGAAAGGCGGGAGUGGCCAGAUGCUGCCGAUCAUUCAGAUGCUGCAGACCCUCUUCCCCCGAACUGAGCAGAACACUCAAGGAUGUUACAUGGUUUCGGAGCUGCUCCGAUCUCUGCUUCCUGAGAGCUUCUUUGAUCUCAUGUUUGAAAUUGCAUUUAGUAAGCUGCAACGCUCCAACAGCAACUCCAACAACAGCAGCACACAGCUGGGCAGUCUGCGGAGACGGUCAAGCUUCGAGAGGAGGCCGGGCACCAGCGACAGAGGGCGGUCACGGUAUAAUGACAUUGAUGAAAUGGAUCUGGAUUUUGAAGACGUGUCUCGUUCGGCUGGAGGUGACGCAGAGGACAUGGAUUUUGAUGAGGUUGACGACAUCGGAGACAGUCAGGAUUCGGAUGAAACACACAACACUCAUGGGUGUCCGAGCCUGGUGAGUGAGGAGGGACUGACCGAGACUUGCAAGCAGCGCCUUGAGGUGGUGAGACUCUUGUGCCUGUGCUGUAACUAUGAAAGCAGCGUGGCGCCCUCUGGUGUACCAUACAAAGCGGAGAUCGAGACCUCCUUCAUCAAGAACAAGCUGGCCGAGCUUCUAGAUGGUGACAUGUUUGAUACAGGGAGGGCUGUGGAUCUGUUGAGUAUGGAUGCCAUGGUGAGAGCCUUGACAACACAGUACCAUAACGUCUCUGAUAGAGAUUUGGAAAAUAUGGUCGAUGCUGUCAGACGCGUGAUCGUCUCACAGCGGCAUGACCAGGAAGUGUGUUGUCUCUGUCUUGACCUCAUCACCCAGCUGGCACCCCAUCUCACUGACCCUGACAACCUGCCCUCCAGGGUGAAGAAGGAUUGCAGGGAGAUAACUCUGAAACUCCUCAGUGCCUUCUGCAAACUGCGCAGUGAGUAUGCAGCAGCAGUCAGACUGUCCAUGGCCAAGUGUAUGCGGGGGUUCAUGCAGUGUGAUCCCACCGAUGAGUGGAGCGUCUUGACGAUGAAGAAGGAUGAAGACGAGGCUGAUGAGAGCAUCUCGACAGAGUUUCACAACUGUCUGCUGGACACAUGCCAUGUGACCUGUUUGUAUGUGGCAGAGGCUCUGCAGAACCUGUUUGUGAUUCCCUCCAAGGAUGGCCUGCAGCCCAAACCUGCUCAGCAGCAGCAUGCAGCCUUCGACCUCCUCUACCAGGACUGUAACGAGCUGAUGAUAUUCAAGGAGAGGAAGUCGGUUGAGCGCCAACAGGAUGAGGUGCAGUGCCGCACCUCGACUCUACUGACCGUGCUGGCCACGGUGGCCUGCAGCAGCCCGGUCAGCGAGAAGAAGUCCAUGUUUGCCCUGUGCCAGCUCAUCAAGGAGAAGGGCAUCGCCGUGGACAAGGUGCUCAAGGUGCUGCGGAAGGUGAGUGUGUUGCUAGGCUACACGGAUGUGACGCAGUACAUCUGUAGCCACCUGCCGUAUCUCCUCAACCAGUGGCUGGAACUGGAGUACCCUCUCUCGGAGUUUCCCUACAGUUUACUGGGUGUAGACAGCUUAGUAACGUUCUUCAGGUCGUAUGGCAAUGUAUUGGUGCCUGGGCUGUUCAUGCACGGCCUGCUAGAGGACAUCCAGGCGUUGGCCUCAGACACUGAGCAGGGCUGGAAGCAGGUCAUCAUCGACAGCAUCCCCAACAUCGUCAUCCACAUCCUGCCGCUCUUUGCAGCCUCCACGUCAGAGGAGGUCGCCAGUGACCGAGAAGUGAAGAAGAGAACCAAUCUAGCUUCGAGGCGUUAUGACAUGUUGGAGAAGGAGGUGACGAGUGAGGUGAUAGACCGAGAGAUUCAUGCUAACCUGGACGUCAUCAUCGUUAACAUCCUCAUGUGUCUACACGGAACUGGAAGUGACGAGGCAGACGGCAGCUGCUGCCCGGACCCCAACCCCCCAAGCUACAACAGCUACAUCAUCAAGUCCACGCUGGACUAUCUCACCAACAGCUUCUCCGGCAGCGCAGCAAGGUCCCUGGUGUCUGUACUGGCUAAAACACAGGACUCUAUCCAAAGAGUGCUCCUGAAGCUGGCUACUAGUCUUUCGACAGAGCAUCGUAUCCAGGAAAAGCGCCGAAUUCUGACAAUGUACCAACUGUUUGUUGAGAUGCUUCUCCCGGAAUUUGCCAGCACCCUUUGCGGCAGCUGGGGCUUCAUUUUGAGGGAUGUCAUCCAUAGGCUUGUGCAUGUGAUCAAGGACAUCAACACGCAACACAGAGACAUCUUUGUGAGUGACCAUGCUUCGAGGCUGUCCAUGAUGGAGACAUGUAUUGGUCUGCUGCAUAGCAUCAGUACAGUGGCCCUAGAGAGUUGUCCAGAGGAGCUGGGCAAGUACCUGGACUGUAUUGUAAGUACGACCCUCCCGUUGAUGAGGCGGCGUGGACCCCUCCAGGACAGCAGCCAGACGCUGCUCAAUUUGCUGAUCAUGGAGAACGCCGGUGCCCUCCGCGGCGCCAUUGGCCAGCUGGACACAUUCCCUGAGGAGUAUGAGUUCAGUAAUUACAGGAAGGUUCACAGAAAGCUCCAGAAACACGCAGGGAGAGGCUCUUUGAUACAGGAGAUGCAACAUACUGUGAAGGUCCUCCAAGAGAAGCAGACAGUCACUGAGGGCUGCACACAAACUCUCCUCUCUCUCAACUCCCUCUUCUGCCAGAGUCGAUCGGAGCUUCGCACUUUAACAACAGAUUCACAGAACUCAACUGAUGGUCCUGUUCUGUGUCAGCUGGUCUGUGAGUUACUCCACUUGACACAGUCACCUUGCCACCAGGUGGCACUGGAAGCUGCAUCCUGUCUUGGAAUCAUUGGACCAAUUGACCUCUACACACUGUCCCUCCCGAAGAAGUGUCCCCAGCCCGGACUACAGGACUCCUUGGAAGCAUACCAGGACAACUCGGAUGGCCAGAAGUACUGCCGGAUCUUCCACUGUCUCAACCAGUAUCUUGUUGAUCCUUGCAUCACGGUAGUGCAGAGGUCUGGCGAGGUCCUCAAGUCCAUGCUGGCCACAAGGCUUGGCGUAGAAUUCAGCAACGACUACAAGGCCAAACUAGCUGACAAAGACUAUCUCUUCAACUAUCUGCAUCCUUUCAAGUGCAAGAAGAAGCCUGUGGCUAGUGAAGCGUCUACAGGGAAUCUGGAGAGGUUCUUCCAGACAGUCAACUCGGAUAGUCUGUGGGUGCCAGAACAUGGAGACCACAGACGCUGGGUGACGGACCUGACAUGUGCACUCCUCAACAGCGGCUCUGUCACCGACGACCUGCUGCGUCUGCUCUCGCCCAUAUGUGAACUCAGGCCCGAGUUCUGUGAGAUGGUGCUGCCGUUCCUUGUCCACAACAUCCUGGUAGCAGGCAUCGACGAUCAUUGGGAGGUGGUGUCAAACAGGAUCUCGGGCUUCUUCCAGACUCACUGUGAGACCGUGUGUGGAGGAGCAGGGAGGGGGGCCUCUUCCGGGGACAGCAAGUCUAUGAGUGAGUCUGGCGUGUGUUGCAACAAGGAGUCAGUACAGACCAUGCUUCACGUGGUGCAGUACCUGCGCCAACAGAAAAGACCAAGGCGAGGGCGGAAGGUCCUGACCCCCUGGGAUGACAACUUCUGGCUGCAGUUGAACUACUUGGAGGUGGCGAGGGCGGCCCUCUACUGCUCCGCUCCGUUCACCGCCAUUCUGUACGCAGAGAUAUGGUCCGACUCAUGCAGUGAGGAUGACAAGGAUUCAUCGUCGGGGAGUCGGUCUCAGCGAUUGUCGCAGCCAGUGAGCCAGGACCAGCGUCUCGACACACUGAGUAGCAUCACAUCCUCCUCCAGUACCCAGCUGAAUGUCCAGGAGCUCUUGCUGGAGGCGUACCAGAUUGUCGGGGACCCUGACGGGGUGUACGGGUGUGGGGCUGGGAGGCUGGCAGACUCCACGUCUAGGAUUAAAACUUACCUUCAUGAGAACAGACUUGAGAAGGCGGUGGUUACCUUUGACAUCGGAAUGAAGAUGGGACAGCCAACAGAGGACAUGGGCCUCUUAAAGACCUUGCAGAGUUUCGGAGCUGACUACCUGCUGGAGCUGUGUCUGACGGGGAAGGUGGGUGAGACGGGGCUCUCCCCCGCCCUGCAGGAGGUGCAGUAUGAGGCGGCAUGGAGGGCGGGGCAGUGGAACCUUGAUGUGCCAGCCAGGGUUGGUGCUGAGACAGGGUUCCAUCAGAAACUCUACUGUGCCAUGGAUGCUCUCAAGGACGAUCAGCUGAAACUGGCUCAGGCCUCGAUACACAGUGCAAGACAGAGCACCCUGCAGGUUAUCGACACUCACCUGGAGAGUUGCCGUAGCGUGUAUCCAGUGCUCAGCAGGCUUCACAGCCUCUUCCAUCUUCAGCAGAUGGUGGACGCUGUUGUCAGCCCCGACCCUGAUGUACUGACGACACUACUGGAGAAACUGACAGAGGAACAAGAACCGGUGAAUGAGUUCGAGUUUCUGCAGCCAGUGUGGGACGUGAAGUGUGCUGCUCUUAAGAUCCUGGCCAGGAAAUACCAGCAGAGAGAUAAUGGAGUGUCUGUGUCAAGUGUCCUGUGUCAGCAGCUGCAGAACAUGGCCAAGUUUGCAAGGAGGGAGGGCAGGUACCAGGUUGCAGAACGAAUCAUUGCCGAGUUGCGACAACAGGAGAAUGAGGACAGGGGAUUCAAGUUGCAGCUGGAGAUCGAGGAGGCCAGACUCUACUGGGCCCGCGACGAGCAGAACACUGCCAAACACCUCAUGAAAAGUCUCAUUGGAAAACUGGAGAAGAUCCAAGAUGAGUGCUUUGAAGCAGUGAGAUUGCUUCCUCAAGCCCUGGGCACGUAUGGCAACUGGCUGGCGGAGACCCGUACCGAGAACCCGAGUGUCAUCCUAGAGAACUACCUGGAGAAGACGGUGGAGCUACUGGAGAGCUCGUCGGACGGGGACAUGAUGGAGGCGUACCUGUCCCUUGCACAGUUUGUGGACACCCAGUACCAGAACAUCGUCAACUACAUGAAGUCCUCCACGUUCGAGGCCAAGCAGGCGCUCAUGAAGAAGGCCAAGAUGGACUACGAGGCUUACAAGUACCACCUGUCUGACAAGGAUCGUUACCUGCGUGCCCUGGACAAGCAGGGGGAGAUUGACGAGCGGGAGGUGGUGGCCCUGGAGGAUGACAGACACAAGUUCCUCCUGAAAGCGGUGGAGAACUACAUCAAGUGUCUCAAGGCAGGGGACAAGCAUGACCUGCGGACGUAUCGCCUCACUUCCCUCUGGUUCGACAACGCUGCUUCAGAGGAGGUUAACCAGCUUCUAAAUAGCAACAUCGACGCCAUCAAGUCGUACAAGUUUCUGCCCCUGAUGUACCAACUGGCCGCCAGGAUGAGUGUAAAGGAGACUCACUGUUCCCUCUUCCAGCCCACGCUCGCCAAGAUCCUGGAGACUGCCGCUGUGGACCACCCACACCAUGCGGUGUCCGUGAUCAUGGCCCUGGCCCACGCCAACAAGGACAUGGAGCUGCUCACACAGGCCCGGGCAGGACGAAGCAGGGCGGGACAACUCGGCAGGACCGUGUCUGACGCACAGCAGCUGGAGGAGGACCGUGUACAGGCUGCCAAGAACAUGAUCGACACCCUGAAGGAGAACGGGAAAGUGUCACAGAUAGUGCGCCACAUGGAGGUGUUGUCGGUAGCCUACAUCGAGCUGGCCAACACCAACGUGGAAAAGUAUAAGACAGAGAAAAAGCCCAUACCUCUCCCCUCCUCCCUGAUGUUGGCGAAGAUGAAGAGCCUCUAUGAUGUUGCUCUACCUACACUGGAGGCCAAGGUUGACCCAGCUGGGGAAUACAGAGACAUCGUGAGUGUGGGAGGGUUCGGCAACACCUUCCGACUGGCUGGAGGGAUUAACCUGCCCAAGAUCAUUACCAUCAUUGGCUCGGACGGCAUAGAGCGACGGCAGCUCGUCAAGGGCCGCGACGACCUGCGUCAGGAUGCAGUAAUGCAGCAGGUGUUCGGGAUGGUCAACAGCCUCCUCAAGAAGAACCCUGAGACCAAGAAGCGUUGCCUCAGAAUCAGGAUGUACAAGGUUGUGCCCCUGUCCCAGCGGAGUGGCGUUCUGGAGUGGUGUGAGGGGACCCAGCCACUGGGGGAGUAUCUCAUCGGUUCCAAAGGGGCCCAUCCCAAGUACCGACCCCACGACAUCACAGCCCUCGAUUGCCGGAAGCUACUCUCUGGAGUGCGUGACCCAGCAGAUGUCCGGAACAAGCUGAAGGCCUACAGGGAGGUGUGUCAGAAGUUCAAGCCAGUGUUCCGCCACUUCUUCAUGGAGAACUUCUCAGACCCUGCCACAUGGUUUGAGAAGAGGCUGGCUUAUACCAGGAGCGUGGCCACCAACUCCAUAGUGGGCUACAUUCUCGGUUUGGGCGACCGUCACGUCAUGAACAUCCUCAUUGACUGUAACUCCGCAGAACUCAUCCAUAUUGACCUUGGGAUUGCAUUUGAGCAGGGUAAGAUACUGCCCACCCCUGAGACAGUCCCAUUCCGCCUGACCAGGGACAUCGUGGACGGCAUGGGCAUCACUGGCGUGGAGGGCAUCUUCAGAAGAUGUUGCGAGAAGAUGAUGGAGGUGAUGCACACCAACCAGGAGUCGCUGUUGAUGAUCCUGCAGGUGCUGUUGUACGACCCCCUGUACGCCUGGUCCUUGUCUCCCCAGCAGGCCCUCAACAUACAGAACCGGAGGGGUGCUGGAGACAUGGACAGCACUGACCUCAACUCCACCGCAGCCAACAUGGCCGCCACUGACAUGGGACAUCAGUCCGAGAGAUCAGUUGAAAGUCAGGAGCAGGUGAACAAGAUGGCUGAGCGAGUGUUGCUACGGUUACAGCAGAAGCUGCAGGGUAUUGAAGACGGCAUCCAGCUGAGUGUGUCGGGCCAGGUGAACAACCUCAUUCAGGAAGCACGGGACCCAAACAAUCUGUGCAGGCUCUUCCCGGGGUGGCAGCCGUAUCUGUAGAUACAAUUCGGGAAUACUCGGAAGCAUGUCAGCAGUUCCUGGUGUGACAGCUUGCAGUGGAAACAGACUCAAACUGUCCACAGCGAUUUUGGCCCAAAGAUGAUCAUACUCCAUACAGUAACAUAGGCCUAUGGUAGUUGUUGCAUCCAGAUGGAUUCGUCAAAUGGGGCCCCUGCCUGUGGUUACUUGAGGAAGUGGAAGUUUCGGUUUACACAAGGAGAGCGACAAACAAUCUGUGUAGACUCUGGGUGUUCAAACUAGGAAUGUACAGACUUCAGAAGUAGUUGAAUAUUUGCAGAUUUAUCUUUGCCAAAGAUUUAUCGUGCCAGGCCAAGAUUUGGUCUCAUGACCCAAUAUUGAAAUUGAAAGUUUCAUACUGCAAGUAAUGAUGUUGUUGUUGUUUUGACUUGUGUUUCACUGAUGAAAAGGACCAAUAAAAAGGAAACAUCUGACCAUAUGAAAAUAAGGGCUUUAAGAAUUUCCGAUUUUUUUAUGAAGUGAUAUUUUUUUCUUGAUUAGCCUGCCACAGAUAAAAUGCAUGGCUUUGAAGACUUCACUGUAGUGUAUUAGGCAAAUGAAGAGACUCUCUGCCAAUUGGUUUGUUCUUUGCAUGGAAGAAGUGUGUUUUUUAGCAUAACACUAUUAGGUUAAGUAACUCAGAAAUACUAAUCCUUGAACAAUGGAACAUUGUCCUUGAAUCUUGAAGUAUUUAAGUCUAUAAGUACUUAAAGAGUACUGUUAUUCUUUUCCAAAGACGUACAUGAUUCUCUCCACCAAUCCAAAGACUUGGGAUCCAAACUAUCUGCCUUAGUUUCCUUGGUAUGUUUGACUUAGUAAUCCUUAUAUAUAAAGGGAGACAAGUAUUGUAUAUAAAGGGAGAUAAGCAGGGUGUGUGCAGUUAGAUACAUAGGGUGUGUACAGGGAGGUAUUGUGUGUUUUAACAAGGGAGACAAGUAUUUUGUGGUAAGGGGAGAUAAGUAUGGCGUGUAAAUGUGAUACUAAGUAAUCACAGAGUAAGCAUUUAUGUGGUGUCUUUUAUAUAAUGCAUCUGUGACUAUACUUGUGAUAUCAAUCAUUGAUUUUAACGGACCCGUGAAAAUCCGGAGUAGAAUAGGUUUUCAGCAACCCAUGCUUGCCGUAAAAUGCGACUGGCGGGAUCAUGUGUUCAAACUCGCUGACUUG